AUGCAGUCUCUGGCAGAGCGUUCCAUAGACUUACCACUCUCUCGUACACUCCCACUGCCCAGACUGGACACACCCCACGCCCAGACCGUACACUCCCCACCGCCCAGACCAGACACCCCCACCACCCAGACCGGACACCCCCACCGCCCGGACUGUAACCCAGACCGGACACUACCAUCGCCCAGACCGGACAGGUCCCACCGCCCGGACCGGACCGGACCCUCCCCACCGCCCGGACCGGACCGGACCCUCCCCACCGCCCGGACCGGACCGGACCCUCCCCACUGCCCGGACCGGACCCUCCCCACCGCCCGCACCGGACCGGACCCUCCCCCCCGCCCGGACCGGACCGGACCCUCCCCACCGCCCGGACCCGACCGGACACCCCCACCGCCCGGACCGGACACCCCCACCGCCCGGACCGUAUACCCAGAUUGGACACCCCCACCACCCAGACCCGACACUCCCACCGCACGGACCGGACACCCCCACCGCCUGGAAUGUACACCCAGACCGGACACCCCCACCGCCCAGACCGGACACCCCCACCGCCCGGACCGUACACCCAGACCAGACACUACCAUCGCCCAGACCGGACACACCCCAGCACCCAGACUGGCCACCCCCACCGCCCGGACCGGACACUCCCCACCGCCCGGACCGGACACUCCCCACCGCCCGGACCGGACACCCCCACCGCCCGGACCGUAUACCCAGAUUGGACACCCCCACCACCCAGACCCGACACUCCCACCGCACGGACCGGACACCCCCACCGCCUGGACCGUACACCCAGACCGGACACCCCCACCACCCGGACCGUACACCCAGACCAGACACUACCAUCGCCCAGACCGGACACACCCCAGCACCCAGACCGGCCACCCCCACCGCCCGGACCGGACACCCCCACCGCCCAGACCGUACACCCAGACUGGACACUCCCACCGCCCGGUCCGGACACUCCCACUGCCCGGACCGGACACCCCCACAGUCCGGACCGUAUACCCAGAUUGGACACCCCCACCACCCAGACCCGACACUCCCACCGCCCGGACCAGACACCUCCACCGCCUGGACCGUACACCCAGAGCGGACACUACCGUCGCCCAGACCGGACACACUCCAGCACCCAGACCGGACACCCCCACCGCCCGGACCGGACACCACCACUGCCCGGACCGCACACCCAGACCAGACGCUCCCACCGCACGGACCGGACACUCCCACCACCAGGACCGUACACCCAGACCGGACGCCCCCACCACCCAGACCGGACUCCCCCACCGCCCGGACCGGACACCCAGACCGGACACCCCCACUGCCCAGACCGGACACCCCCACCGCCCGGACCGUACACCCAGACCGGACGCUCCCACCGCCCAGACCGGACACCCCCACCAUCCAGACUGGACACCCCCACCACCCAGACCGGACUCCCCCACCGCCCGGACCGGACACCCAGACCGGACACCCCCACUACCCGGACCGGACACCCCCACCGCCCGGACUGUACACCCAGACCGGACACACCAGCACCCAGACCGGGCACCCCCACCGCCCGGACCGUACACCUAG
Messenger RNA from Mobula hypostoma (lesser devil ray), 1578 nucleotides. RefSeq names its product basic proline-rich protein-like. Lineage: Eukaryota; Metazoa; Chordata; Chondrichthyes; Myliobatiformes; Myliobatidae. Bases 1 to 1578 code for a protein of 525 amino acids. The record is from RefSeq and is a predicted model, not a curated record. The transcript has a single exon.